This is a messenger RNA of Prosopis cineraria, 324 nucleotides long. Its product is annotated as cationic amino acid transporter 1-like. Gene Ontology annotation, biological process: amino acid transport; transmembrane transport. Gene Ontology annotation, cellular component: plasma membrane. The record is from RefSeq and is a predicted model, not a curated record. NCBI's taxonomy places the organism in Eukaryota, Viridiplantae, Streptophyta, Magnoliopsida, Fabales, Fabaceae. Gene Ontology annotation, molecular function: L-lysine transmembrane transporter activity; L-glutamate transmembrane transporter activity. The transcript is spliced from 2 exons. The coding region runs from base 1 to 324 and encodes 107 amino acids.
AUGGCCAAGGAGACGAAGAACCCUGGAAGAGACAUCCCUCUUGGCCUCGUAGGCUCCAUGACGAUCACCACUCUCAGAUUCUGCCUCUUAGCUGUAACACUAUGUAUGCAGAAAAAUUCUGAUAUAGACGACAAAGGGAAUGACAAGUGUGCUGCUUAUUAUGGCCCUCGAGUGAAUCAGGGAACAAGGAAACCCAUUAACGCCGCAGUGAUUAUGAUUUCUGCUACUGCUAUAAUCGCCUUCUUCAUUGAGUUUCAGAUUCUUGGUGAACUCCUUUCGAUUUCAACUUUGUUCUUGUUGUCUCUCAUGGCUUUGGCCCUUUAG